Molecule: messenger RNA, 567 nt
Organism: Mesorhabditis belari
Lineage: Eukaryota; Metazoa; Nematoda; Chromadorea; Rhabditida; Rhabditidae
Source: the annotation of a GenBank genome assembly
AUGGGUCUUUCCUCUCUUGGCCGUUAUCCACAUGUGCUUAAAUCGAUCGCAUUUGCGGUUUUAUUGGUGUUGGCGGCGAUUUUGUGGAUAAGUGGAGACUCUCGAAGGGCUCAAUUGAUCACAUGGCAAUCGCUGCCAUAUCUUCUUGUUUUAACUUUCGUUUAUGAAAAGAGAGAUUACAUUGAAGAACAUCCAGCAUGGCCUGCAUGGGAAAUCUUUCUCUCGACUCUUUUCCUCUUGUGUUCACUCGUGAAUUUGAUUGUGACUGGGAUGACUGUUUACGAUGAUCCACAAAAACCAUUGCAUUUCAUUACAACGGGUGUUUCAAUGCUUCUCGUUUGUUUAUGGACAUGGAAUCUUGUUCAUUUUGCCGCACGAGCUUGUCGACGAUAUCGGGUGGUCCGGAAAGAGCCACCAGAAUUGGAAAGGAAUUCGAGAGAUGAAUCGAGAAAUGGAAGGAGUCGAUCAAAAGGCGAUCAAAAAGACAAUGAAAGGAUCACUCAAUGCAACCAAAAACUCCACUCAAUCGACCCCCCGAAAAUCACUGUCGAAGAGCCAUCUGACGCU